Molecule: messenger RNA, 288 nt
Organism: Podospora pseudocomata
Lineage: Eukaryota; Fungi; Ascomycota; Sordariomycetes; Sordariales; Podosporaceae
Exons: 2
Coding region: 1-288 (95 amino acids)
Source: RefSeq, a predicted model, not a curated record
AUGCGGGCGUCGGCGUUGAGGCCGGCAAAGGCGAGGCAGACGUGCGUGUCGAUGAGGCCGAUCUUGGAGGGGGUGAUGCGGGUGUCUUGGAGCUUCAUGGCCGAGCGCUUCUCGCAGCCGAGGACGACGACAUCUUGGCCUUUGACGCCUACGGCGCAGGUUCCUCGCUUGACGGCCUCGCCGGCGUAUUCGACUUGGAAGACGUGGCCGUCGGGACUGGGGAGGGGGGGGAUUUCUGGGGGUUUGGAUGUUAAUUCUGGAGGUUCGAGUACUGGUUCGGAGGUUUAG